This is a messenger RNA of Paraglomus brasilianum, 2957 nucleotides long. The record is from the annotation of a GenBank genome assembly. NCBI's taxonomy places the organism in Eukaryota, Fungi, Glomeromycota, Glomeromycetes, Paraglomerales, Paraglomeraceae.
AUGUCGCAAACUAGUAGUAAUAUUUUAGAAAUUACUGAGGUCGAAACCCCCGAAAAACCACCUACUAUAACGUCUUCCAACUCUGGAACACUCGCAGAAGACUACCAAUCAUCGGCAAACACCAAAUUCAAAUCUCUUGACAUUGAUGAGCACCUGUUGAACGCAGAACAAGUUGCCAGUCGAUACAAUGUCAACAUCAACAUUUCUAAACCCGCUAAUUCAAAUGGAUUAUCAACUGACGACGCCAAACAGCGUGUGAUUGAAGAAGGACAAAACGUUCUAGCGCCGCAAAAGAAAACUCAUCCUAUCGUUAGAUACUUGAAAUGUUUGUGCGGCCCGUUCAAUUUAUUGUUAAUUGCCGCUGCAAUCUUUGAGUAUGCUGUGCUUGGUGUUGAUUUCAAAGACAAUAAGGCUAACAUCUAUCUUGGUGCCGUUCUAUUUGGUGUUGCUUUCAUUAACGCCUACAUCGAAGUUUACCAACUACAGAAGUCUGCUGCAAUUCUCGAGUCCUUUUUGAAUAUGAUUCCACAAAAAUGCAUGGUACGACGAGAUGGAAAUUUGGUUCAAAUUCUGGCUGCAAAUCUUGUCCGCGGAGAUGUGGUGUUUGUGAAGAUGGGCGACAAAAUUCCCGCCGAUCUUCUCCUAUUUGCUGCUACAGACAUGAAAGUAGAUAAUUCCUCCCUGACUGGCGAAGCAGAACCACAAGAACGAACAAAUUUCAAUAUUCAGAAAAAUCCACUAGAAGCCACCAACCUCUGUUUCAAUGGCACAAUUGUAAUCUCUGGAGAGGGCUAUGGCAUUGUCAUUCGUACUGGGGAGAGUACCGUGUUGGGUCAGAUUGCUAACUUGACUUCUAGAGAAAAGAAAAACAGAUCCCCAUUGGCCCGCGAAACUGACGACCUCGUGAAAAUUAUAUCAGGACUUGCCAUAAUCUCUGCUGUCGUGUUCUUCUUUUGCGGUCUGAAAGUAUACAACAACAACAUUGCUCUUUCUCUCAAUUUUGCCAUGUCUGUGCUAGUUGCCUGGGUACCACAAGGUUUGCCAGCAACGGUAAUGAUGCUACUCACAGUCGCUGCCAAGCGCAUGGGUAAACGAAACAUAUUAGUCAAAGAUCUACAAAGCGUGGAAACAUUAGGUGCUAUUACUCUAUUGGCUACUGAUAAAACCGGCACUUUGACUAGAAGUCGAAUGUUUCUCUCCUAUAUUUGGUCCGAAUCGAAGUUACACACGACUUUCAAACAUCAGAAUGAAUCCGUCGAACCAUUCGACCCUGAAGCCGCCGGCAAUCAAGAAAUCGUUAAUAUUUCUAUCCUAUGUUCGCGUGUAAAAUUCAAUCGCACUGAUAUCCCAUUCAGUGAGCGUGAAAUCCUCGGCGCUCCAACGGAAACUGGUCUCGUUCAGUUUGCCAGUCAACACGUGUCCAAUUAUGAUGAAGUCGUCGAUGCCUAUCCAACAGUUUUCGAAAUUCCUUUCAACCCUAACCUCAAAUGGGCUCUUUCGAUUCACAAAAAGAAACACGCAAAUGGCGAGUUGAUUCUCUACAUGAAAGGCGCUCCGGAACGCGUCCUUCGACUUUGCUCCACUAUAUUUUUAGACGGCGUAGCAGUGCCAUUGACAGAUGAACAUAAAGAACAGUUCCACGAUAUAUACGAAUUCAUGGCAUCGAAGGGUCACCGUGUAUUGGCUUUUGCACGGCUAUCACUACCAGGCAGUCAAUAUCCAGCCGAUUACAGUUUCACAAGGGAUGAAGUAGAUAACAUACUGGGUAAUCUGUGUUUUGUUGGCGUGGUUUCUCUCGAAGAUCCUCCAAAGCAUGGCGUCCGCGAAGCCAUUGGUCGCUGUCGUACUGCGGGCAUUCGCGUUAUAAUGAUAACCGGUGACCAUCCUCUAACAGCCGAAGCUAUUGCACGUAAAACCAAUCUUAUGCUAUCUGAUACAAAGGAGCAAGUAGCAAAGCGUACUGGACGACCAAUUGAUUCCAUUCAUGAAGAGGAAUACAAAGCAAUUGUCAUUCAUGGAGAACAGAUUGACACUUUGAGCGACUUUGAGUGGGAUAAUAUAUUUUCCAAGGAUGAAAUUAUUUUUGCCCGUACGUCACCUCGACACAAACUUGAGAUUGUUAAGCGAGCUCAAAACAUGGGACAUAUUGUGGGAGUAACCGGGGAUGGUGUGAAUGAUUCUCCUGCCCUCAAGAAAGCCGACCUGGGUAUUUCUAUGAAUAAUUCUGGCUCGGAUGUAUCGAAGGAGGCUGCUUCUAUGAUAUUAUUGGAUGAUAAUUUUGCGUCUACUAUAAAAGGAAUCGAAGAAGGUCGUCUAAUUUUCAUCAACCUUAAGAAAUCUGUUCAGUAUGUAAUUACUCACUUGACCCCAGAAAUUUAUGCUGUGCUCCUAUUUGUUAUCGUCCCUCUGCCAUUGCCUCUGUCAGCCAUUCAAAUUUUGCUCAUCGAUUUGGGCUACGAAUUAUUUAUUGCCAUGUCCUUUGCUUGGGACAAGCCAGAAGAUGCUACGAAAUUGAUGAAGUUGGCUCCUCGAAGACCAGUCACGCCGAAAACCAUACAAAAUUUACGUCGACGCGCUCUCUUGCGUACACCUACUGUUACGGAUCCUGAGACAGGAUUGCCUCGGAAAACUUCCAAAGUGAACCGAUUCUUUACGCAACUUAAAAAACCUGCAAAUAUAGAAUGGUGGAAACAGAUGUUUGAAUUCAGCGGAGAUGGAGAAGUUCUUGUUGACUGGAAUAUUUUAAGUUACGCUUACAUAGAAGUCGGAGUUCUCGAAACAUUAUUCGCGUUAUUGGCAUACUUUGUUGUCUUGAAUCACCACGGUAUAUCGCCAACUGAUGCGCGCUUUAUGCAGAAAGAUGGUUCAUAUUUUCUCAGUAGUUCACCCGAUUUCACAAAUGCUCGUGGCGAUACCAUAACUGGGGAUCAACAAGUCGAAGCUCUAAGCCAAGGACA